AUGGAAGAAGGAGAGAAAAGCCAACACUGUGUGAUGGAUGAAUCCCAAAACGGCACGAACAUUUGGGUUACGGCAUGUGACCCAUUGAUAAAACUAGCUGUCGACCAAGUGUUUGCUACAUUGGAAGACAGCAUCGCGUACUACAAAACAUAUGCAUCCGUGACUGGGUUUGAUGUGCGCAAGAGUCCCGACAUAAAGAACAGGUACGAGAUCAUCCUAAAAAAGAAACUAGUGUGCAAUCGUGAAGGGUUUAAAGAUGCAAAACCAAACAACACAACAGAACAGAAUACCACCACACAAACAAAACGACGACACCCAUCUAACAGAGUUGGGUGCAUGGCCAAAAUAGUUUUCAGAAGAGACAGUACGGGAAGGUACGUGGUCAAGAAGUUCGAAGAGGGGCACACUCACUGUUUGUGCGAGGAGAGCUACAAACCUUUCUUGAAGGGGAACAUGAAACUAGAUAUUGGCCACCAACAAUUCAUCGCGAACUGCUCAAAAGUCAAUAUUGGGGCUAGUAAAAGUCAUGACCUGUACACCGAGAUGGUGGGUGGAGUUGAAAACGUGGGAGCGACACAACAAGACUUCAAGAACUAUAGAAGGGAGAUUUUGGCGUACAUGCAAGGAGGAGAUGCACAAAUGCUGAUAUCUAAAUACCUCGAUAUGAAAUCGGACUACGACGAUAUGUAUUUCGAAUACGAGGCAAACGAGAAUGACCAGUUGGCACGUGUUUUAUGGGCAAAUGGUAUGGCAAGAAAUUACAUGCGUAUAACUGUAACGUUGGUGCGUGUACAUGAUUCUAAACGUACUGGAGUGCGUGUAAGGUACAGUCUCGUGUUUGUUCCAUUCACCGGGAUAGACCACCAUAAAAAAUGCGUAACAUUUGCAGCAGCACUGAUUGCUCGAGAGGAUGUCGACUCGUACUGUUGGAUACUAAGGAACUUUAGAAACGCAAUGGGAAGCACACCACCACUCACAAUAACUGACCAAAAUCCGGUGAUGAAGGUUGCAAUUGCACGGGAAUUCCCAGAAACUCGCCAUUGUUAUUGUAUAUGCUUGACUACUGCCAAAUUUGAAGUUGCAUGGAAAGGAGUUAUAGAAAAAUUUGGCUUAAUGGAAAAUCCAUGGUUAAACCGUAUGUACGACGAGCGCGCAUCGUGGAUCCCUGCAUGUUUUGAAGGUGUUUUUAUGGGCGGGCUAGUGCGUACAACCUCACGCUCUGAAGCAGAGAACCGGAUUUUCAGAAGCAACACUAGCAAACAUCUUUGUGUUUCAGAAUUUUUUAACAGGAUAGAGAGUACAAUUAGAAAGCAACGCCUAACACAGACCCAGCUAAGCGGUGCCAGCAUUGCACAAACACCCCCCUACAAGACCCAACUGCGCAUUGAGCGAGCGGCAGCUUCACUGUAUACAUUAACUGUGUUUUAUGAUGUGCAGAAGGAGAUAUGUUCCGGAUGUUUUGAUUGUCGGGUCCGCGCUGUCACACACGGUGAGGCCGGGAACACAUAUGAGGCCGAGGAUGAGCACGAGAUACGAUACACGGUGUUCGUUGAAAAUGGGACAAGGACGACAACCUGCGAGUGCCGAAUGUAA
This is a messenger RNA of Ipomoea nil (Japanese morning glory), 1593 nucleotides long. Its product is annotated as protein FAR1-RELATED SEQUENCE 5-like. The transcript has 4 exons. Gene Ontology annotation, biological process: regulation of DNA-templated transcription. The coding region runs from base 1 to 1593 and encodes 530 amino acids. NCBI's taxonomy places the organism in Eukaryota, Viridiplantae, Streptophyta, Magnoliopsida, Solanales, Convolvulaceae. The record is from RefSeq and is a predicted model, not a curated record.